Molecule: messenger RNA, 3350 nt
Organism: Triticum urartu
Lineage: Eukaryota; Viridiplantae; Streptophyta; Magnoliopsida; Poales; Poaceae
Product: disease resistance protein Pik-2
Biological process (GO): defense response to other organism
Molecular function (GO): ADP binding
Source: RefSeq, a predicted model, not a curated record
GCUUAGGCUGAACUGAAACAAAAACCCAUAAGAAUCUUGCAGCUACCACACACCCAUUUGUCGGUCCUCUUUCUGCACUCCUCUCCACUCUGAGCAAACCCCAAGCACGAACUAAGAGAUGGGUUCGAGAGAAGAAUAGAGAGAACAAUGGCGGUGGUGAGUUCUUCUCUGGGCGUGUUGGGUCCCCUGCUGGGGAAGCUCACUGGUUUGCUUGCCGAUGAGUGUGCCCGCCUGAAAGGCGUCCGCCGCGAGAUCCGCUCGCUCAGAUCCGAGCUGACCUGCAUGCAUGGCGCGGUCCAGAAGUGCACGACGCUGCAAGAUCCUGAUGUUCAGGUGAAGGCGUGGAUAUCGCUGCUGAGGGAGCUGACCUAUGACAUUGAGGAUGUCAUCGACAAGUUCAUCCACCAGCUCAGUAAUGAGGGCCACCAACACCAGGGUGGCUUUAAGGAGUUCUUCCGCAAGACUGCUCGCUGGCUCAAGACUCUGGGCUCUCGCCGUGGAAUCGCCAACCAAAUCAAUGAUCUGAAGAUUCGUCUCGAGCAGGUAAAAGAGUUGAAAAGUAGUUACAAGCUGGAUGAUAUUCCCUGUGUACAUUCAGUUGUGGAUCCCCGCUUGUCUGCUCUUUUUGUUGAGGAAACACACCUUGUGGGAAUUGAUGGUCCAAGAGAUGAUCUUGUCAAGUGGAUGCUGGAGGAUGAAAGUAGGUCGACGAAGGAUCGCAAGGUGUUGUCCAUUGUUGGCUUUGGUGGGUUGGGAAAAACAACACUGGCCAAGGAGGUCUACCGCAAGAUCCAGGGGGAGUUUCAUUGUCAUGCUUUUGUCUCGGUCUCGCAAAAGCCCAACGUAAAGAAAAUUAUGAAGGAUUUGAUCUCUCGGGUGCCUUGCAAGGAAGAUUUUAAGGAAGGUAUCGAAACUUGGGAUGAAGCGGAAUGUAUUGCGAAGCUAAAAGAACUCUUACAGGAUAAGAGGUAUCUCAUUGUUAUUGAUGACAUAUGGUCCACAUCAGCAUGGGACGCUAUUAAGUAUGCUUUCCCGGAGAAUGAAUUUUCUAGCAGGAUUAUAGCUACCACACGAGUUGUUGAUGUAGCAAGAUCAUGUUCUCAUGGUGGUAAUGGCCGCAUGUAUGAAAUGGAAGCCCUAAAUGAUCUCCACUCCAAACGAUUGUUCUUCAAAAGAAUAUUUGGUUCUGAGUGCUGCUGCCCUGAUAUGCUAAAACAAGUUUCAAAUAAAAUACUGAAGAAAUGUGGAGGCCUCCCAUUGGCAAUUAUCAGUAUAGCAAGUUUAUUGGCAAACAGACCGCUGGUCAAAGAUGAGUGGGAGAGGGUCAGAAGGUCUAUUGGUUCUGCAUUGGACAAAAACCGAAGCUUAGAUGGAAUGAAUAACAUAUUAUCCCUUAGUUACAAUGAUCUUUCACCCAAUCUCAAGACCUGCUUGUUAUAUUUAUGUAUAUAUCCUGAGGAUUAUGUGAUUGAAAGAGAUAUUUUAGUGAGGCGAUGGAUAGCAGAAGGCUUCAUCUCUGAAGAGCGCGGACAAAGCAAGCAAGAGGUUGCCGAGAACCACUUCUAUGAGCUAAUAAACAAAAGUAUGGUCCAGCCAGUUGAAGUUGGCUAUGAUGGAAAGGCUCGUGCUUGUCAAGUCCAUGACAUGAUGCUCGAGCUCAUUAUUUCAAAAUCGGUUGAAGAUAAUUUCAUCUCUUUGGCAGGCCAUGGUCAAACUGAUUUGGCAAAGGGUGAUGGUCUUAUUCGGCGACUAUCGGUCCAGCAUAUUGACCAAGAGCUUGCAUCCAUAUUGGCAAAUGAAGAUCUAAGCCAUGUACGAUCUCUGACAGUGAUAGCAUCAACUUGCAUCAAACAUUUGCCUAGGCUUGUUGAGUUUGAAGCUUUGCGUGUAUUAGAAUUUAGAAAUUGUGAGAAUCUGCACAUGUAUGAUAUGGAUGGUAUAGAUAAACUAUUUCAACUGAAGUACCUGAGCUUUAGGGGUACUCGGAUGUCGAAGCUACCAUCAGGAAUUGUGAGGCUAUAUGGUCUAGAGACGCUAGAUCUUAUAAAUACACAUAUAGAAGAAUUGCCUACUGGAAUUAUUCAGCUCGUAAAACUACAACAUCUACUCAUUACAAGAUGCUUUUUCCGUGAUCCUUACGGUGAAGCAAAGAUACCAAAUGGUAUUGGAAAUAUGAGGAAUUUACAUGUGAUCUCGGGCUUUAAUAUUAUGAAGAGUUCACUAUGUGCAGUCAAGGAAUUGGGGAAUCUGGCCUGUCUGAAAGAAGUGCAUCUACAGUUGGAUGGUCGAGGAUCUCAGGAAUACAAGAGGCAUGAAGAGAUGUUGCUCUUCUCACUAUGCAAGCUUGGCACAUGCAAACUUCAGUCUUUACGGAUAUCCUGUCCUGAUUCAGCACCCACCCAGUUCUUAGAUUCUUGGUCCCCUCUGCCAUAUAAUCUCCAAAUAUUUUGGGUGACCACUGGCUACAAUUUACCAAAGAUGCCAAAGUGGAUUGUACCAGCACUCACCAAUCUUGCAUACCUGAACAUUAAUUUGAUUGAAGCAACAAAGGAGGAUCUGUGGCUACUUGGAGAGAUGCCUGCUUUACUUCGACUGAGUAUAACAUUCAGGACUGUCCAAAAAGAAAGGCUUACCGUACAAGGUGCUGCAUUCCCGUGUUUGAAGGAAUUCAACCUUAUCCGUACUUUCCGUUGUGCAAGUGCAAUUUACUUGACAUUUGAAGAAGGGGCACUGCCAAAGCUGGAGAAGCUUGAGCUGCCGUUGUUUGUUUCAGUGGCAGAAGCCUAUGGGUUCUACUUGGGUCUUGGCCACCUCCCAUGUCUGAGAGAUGCCCAAGUUACUCUUUGCAAUGAUGUUGCCACAUCUUCCGAAAUCAAGUCUGCUGCAGCCGCCUCUAUAAGGAAUGAGGCAAAUGGGCAUCCCAAUCAUCCUAGGUUAUCUAUCCAGGACAGAACGGAAGAUACCUACUUUGACGAGGAAUGGACCUAGCUGUCAGGGAAUUGUUAUAUCAUGACAUUUCACAACCAAUGCAAGAGGGGAUCUUCUGUUGAAUGCAAGCGUCUGAUGGUGUGCUGCUGGUUUGAUUGGAAUGUUGUGGUGAUGCGUGAACCAUGAAGCUGGACUGAUUAGUUGUGUGUGGAAGCUGAAAUAAAGGUGUCCGAGAAGAAGUGGUUUUUACUUGCUCUGCUAUGUUACUAUUUUGUUUUCAGGGACUGUUGUGCUACCAGAUUUUGUUGCCUUGAUUUACUAUUGCUAAGAACUUAAGUUCGCCUCUAGGUGAAGUUUCGCUGUUGUUUAUAUGUACUCGAGUACUUGUGUGUGUAACUUAAUUUGAUGGACUGCUGUGUUGA